Messenger RNA from Zeugodacus cucurbitae (melon fly), 3165 nucleotides. RefSeq names its product beta-1,3-galactosyltransferase 6 (gene beta3GalTII). Bases 404 to 1573 code for a protein of 389 amino acids. The record is from RefSeq and is a predicted model, not a curated record. The transcript has 2 exons. Gene Ontology annotation, cellular component: membrane. Gene Ontology annotation, biological process: glycosaminoglycan biosynthetic process. Gene Ontology annotation, molecular function: UDP-galactosyltransferase activity. NCBI's taxonomy places the organism in Eukaryota, Metazoa, Arthropoda, Insecta, Diptera, Tephritidae.
UUAUGCACGUAAAUACUUAAAUACCAUCAACGUGGCAACACUAUAUUUACUUUUGUCAAUAAAACAAAUGGAAAAAUCGGUGGCAAGUGAAUUUUGGCCAGCGCGCAUUGUAAACGCAUAUUUAAUAGUUUACUGUGUUGUUGAAAUAGCUGUAAAUGCACUUUGAACGCAGCAUGUAAGGUUGAGGCAAAAAGUAUUGCUAUUACACAUACACACACACAUACGGUAACAUAUGAAUUCGAGUGCCAGGCACCGGGACACAGUGCGAGUAUAAGUCAAAUAGACUUUUAACAACUAUAGUUGCACUAAAAGCUUCAAAAUUAUUCGUCCAACUGCACGUACGCACCAAACACGCCAGACGGAGCGUGAAUGUAAGCCUGCCAAAACUGUUCAUACACACAAAAUGCGGCGUAUGAAUAACUUAAUAACACUUUUUACCGCAAUGGUAGCUUUUUUCUUUGGCUGCUUUUUGAGUAAUAUGUUGAAUAAAGCCGAAAAGUGUGUGACCCACAAAAGCGGUGUUAGUAGAAUGGAUCCACAUCCGGAUAUUUUCCUUAUGAUAUUAGUUACAACAGCGCCACAAAAUGUUAAUCGUCGCUUAACUAUGCGUCAAACCUGGUUGCGACUCGGGCAGCCAUUGGAAAUGACAUACUACCCUGAAAAUUUAAUAUAUCUGCCAAAAUACGACGAGAGUGGUCAUUUGCAAAUGGAAAGCGUGACUGAUCAAUCGAAUCGUUUGGCGGCGUAUCUGCAUUGGCACGACAAUAAUUUGAAUAAUCCAGAAACAACGCGUAGAUUCAUUAAAGUAAAACAUGUCUUUGCUGUUGGUACGGCGGAUAUGCCUGCUGGCUUACGUGCAGAAUUGGAUCGCGAACAGAAACUUUAUGGUGAUAUGUUGCUUUUGCCGCGCUUGAAGGAUAACUUUGAAAAUUUAACGGAAAAGAUGUUGCAUUCGAUAGAAGCGCUCACACAUCACUACGAAUACAGUUAUCUACUUAAAACUGACGACGAUACAUAUGUAAAGUUAGACAUUUUGCUUAAUGAACUGAUAUCGUAUGAUCGUAAAUUGGUACGUAAAACUCAAGAAUAUAAUGGACAACCUUUGCCGGCGCUCUAUUGGGGCUACUUCCUCGGCAGAGCCAAUGUAAAGACAAAGGGGAAGUGGCGUGAUUUAAAUUACCAUCUAUCAACGCAUUACAUAACAUAUGCCCUAGGUGGGGGUUAUUUAAUUUCACGUAAAAUUUGUGAGCAUAUUUCUGAAAAUGCACAAUCACUUUCUGCCUAUACUAAUGAGGAUAUUUCUAUGGGUUUAUGGGUGGCACCUUUUCGAUAUGUGUAUCGACGACAUGAUCCACGUUUCGACACACAAUAUAAACCACGUAAAUGUCGACGUUAUCAUAUAGUAUUACAUAAACUUAAUGAAGAGGAAAUGCAGCAAAUUGAUGAUGGCAGCGUUUGUAUAAGAGGCGACAAAGAGGAGGAAAAAGAAGAUGAACAAAGCAAAACUUUAAGGCCAUAUUUUUAUGAUUGGACAAAAUCGGCUGACAAAUGCUGUGAUACAUACGUAAAAUAAAAACUUUGCACAAUAUUCAGCAUACAAAAGCAGCGAUAAUUAUGUAGCACAUGUAUAUAAGCAGAUAUGAGCAUAAACGGCGCAGUAGAUAGUAGUUAAAAAAUUCGUGUCUCUAGUGAAUACUUAAUAAAAAAAUCUAUACCAAAUAUAAAUAUAAAUAAAAUAAGCUUAACUGAGUAAACUGGUGUUUUUUAUAAAAAAAAAAAUAUUCACAGUUUUUUAAAUCGAGAUUUAAAUCUUAAUCAAUUAUAUACGUUGCAAAAUGAAAAAAAUAUUUUGGUGUAGCACUUACCGAUGGUCUACGAGCCAUUUAACUCUAUCAUCUGUUUCGUAUAGACCAGCAACGACUAUAUCCUUUGGUGCAACUAUGAAGUAGCGAUUUUCUUCUAUAAUACAACCCAAACUAUAAUCAUUGACAGUAUAUUCUUGAUAGCUGAAAUGAACAAAAAUUUACAAAUUAAUUUUGGCAUAUGCAAUUUUUUGGUUGCAAUGAAUAUACAAAUGCUCACCCGCGCAAUGAGAGACUAUCGGUGCAAAUUUCCUCACUGCUAUUUAACUUAUAUUCCAUAACACACAGUACUGGCCUUAACGACUUUCGUUCGGCAUCUUUCUCUUUUGGACAACCCAGCACAACCAAUUGAUUGGAGGUGAGUGGCGCUAGGCCCGAAAUGUAAAAUGUGGUUUGAAAUGUUGAUACUGCAAGCAGAAGUAUAUAUUUUUUUUCCAUGAAAUUUUUCAAAAAAAAAAAAUCAUUUACUUGGAUCAACUAUAAAGCCUGGCAAGUCUCUGGAAGCUACUUCUAUUGAAUUUCGCUUACGUAUAACACAAAUGCGUAUUGUAUCGACCCAACCUAUCAGCAAUGUUGUAGCAUUUGACCAACGAAAAUUGCAGCGGAAAUUCUCUAAGCGUGCACUAAAACCAAUUAUAGCAUAUUAAAAAACAUACAAAGGAAUAUUGAAAAAACAUACUUGACUGGCUCCUCCCAUUUCAUGAGACCAAGCGAACACUUUUCAUUUAAAUCAUAGACACGCACUCCAAGAUAGCUUGCCCAAGCAACAAAGGAACCAUUCCAGCAAACGGAUAAUACAUAACCCUCAGCACUAGAUAACACUGUUGUUUUUAAUUUUUUAAGAAAAUUUCUUUCAUAUAAUGUGAGUUUGUCGUCACCUAGAGCAUAUAAAAAAAAAAUUUUUCUUUAUGUGCAAUUCAUUUCGCAAUCUUCAAUGUCAAUUCUGCUUACCGACGACAAAUCUUUUACCGGCUACUGCUUUGGUAUCUGGAUCGAGUGCUACCGCUUUUAUCGAUUUCCCAAAGUUCAAAUUUUGAUUGUUUUCGUCGCUAAAUAAACCAGUAAUAUUUACCUGUAAUAUUGAAAAAAUGUUUUUUUUUUUUUUUGCAAACAAAUUCAAACUUGUUUUAAACAACCUUUCCAUCAUCAGAGCAAGUGGCCACAUAUUCUGCUUUUGCGUCUACAUCAAUAUGAUUGACGGCAACCGUAUGAGAAAAAUCAUUUGGUCCAUCUGAGAGGUGUGAUGUCACAGAAUUGCCUUGAUGAUCGAACAGAUAGACACGCCCCAAAAAUGUGCCAAAUA